Arachis stenosperma is the source of this 1170-nucleotide messenger RNA. RefSeq names its product protein FAR-RED IMPAIRED RESPONSE 1-like. Gene Ontology annotation, molecular function: zinc ion binding. The record is from RefSeq and is a predicted model, not a curated record. Bases 1 to 1170 code for a protein of 389 amino acids. The transcript has 4 exons. Lineage: Eukaryota; Viridiplantae; Streptophyta; Magnoliopsida; Fabales; Fabaceae.
AUGGGAGGGAAGGCACUAAAAGGUAUUCUUACCGCUCAAUGCGCAUCGAUUCAAAGGGCAAUUGAGCUAUGCAUGCCAACAACAAUUCACCGCUGGUGUAUCUGGCACAUCAUGAAGAAGAUCCCAAGAAAAAUAAAUGGCUACAAGGGACACAUUGAUAUUGAACAAGAGAUGAGUCAUGUUGUUUGGAACUCGUACACAAAAGAUGCAUUUGACAGAAACUGGAAUGAUUUCCUCACAAAGUAUGGUCUCGGAGGAAACAAGUGGCUUUCAGAGCUGUACGAGGAUUGGCAUAUAUGGAUUCCGCAACACAACAAUUGCCUCACAAGUAGAGAACAAGCAGAUAGAGAAUUCAAUGCUGCAGAUUUUCACACCGUGAUACCGUUCACAACAAAAUCAGCAAUAGAGGCACAAUUUCAACAUGUAUAUACCCAUGAGAAGUUCAGGGAAGUUCAAGCUCAAUUCAAAGGUAAAGUGAAUUGUAUCACAAGAUCAAUGCAUUCAACCCUAGGUUUCAUAACAUAUGAAGUCAUAGAGCAGGUUUCCAACUCCACAUUCAACAAGUUUGUCAUCACCUACGAUGCAGUAUCAAGAGAUGUAAAGUGUCAUUGCUUGCUGUUUGAGUCUAGAGGCAUAUUGUGCCGCCAUUCCCUAAGCGUCCUAAGCUUUGAGCGAGUGCAUAAUGUGGCACCGAAAUACAUAUUGGAACGUUGGAGCAAGAACAUAAAGAGGAGACAUACACACAUCAAGAGCAACCAAGAUGAACCUCUAUUGGAGCCAAGAAGUAAGAGAUUUGACGAAUUGGUGUUUCGGUCGCACAAUAUAUGUGAAUUUGAUUCUGAAUGUGAAGAGUUGACCGGAAUUUUGUACCGAGCAUUUGACAAGGUCAUGGCUGAGAUGGAAGAAUAUCAAGAGAGAAGCAAAAGAAAAAGCCUGUUAACCCAUGAAGAAGUGACAUUAAGCAAUGUUAAUGAUCUUCAAAGCCCACCACGUGUCAAAACAAGAGGUCAACCCAAGAACAAACUUGGAUCAAACUUGGAAAAAAAGAUCUCAAAUUCUAUGAAGAAAAAGAAAAAGACAACUCCAAGCGAGAUCAUCGAUUCAGUCAAGCUCCACUCUUUACAAUGCACCAGAUAUGAAUUAUCCAAGAGAGGAUUGUACAAGUUUUAG